UUCGCGUUUCGGUAACCGUUCGGGAAAACGUGUCGCGGGAAUCACUUGUUGUCCGACGUCGAUCGAAUUGCGUGCCGUUCUUUGACGUUCAAAAGGAGUCCGCGUGAACGAAACUGCUGAAAAAAUAAACGCAAGAGGGCCAAUCGUACGACACGAAACGGUUCCGAGUGACGAGACGAGUUUCGGUCAGCCGCGUACGGGGUGAUUCAAAACAAGUACGGAAACUGGUACGGUGCCGUUCGCCGGAUCUAGGAAAACUAGGCACGCAGGAGAGAGUAUUAUAAAAUCGAAUGGUCGAACAGCCGGCGGCGAGCCCGUGUCCUCUUUCUGCCGCUGAAAAAUUAAUAAUUGGCGAUCGCGCUGCUCGCGUUCGUCGCGUGGGGGAAAAAGGGUGCACACACACGUAUAGCCAUCGAAAAACGAGUGACAACCUUCCCCGUUGUAAACACGUACUUAUUCGCGCUGUAUUCGUAAUCGUACGUUUACUUACGAAUUCGGUGCUCGAUAACGGCGAUAAGAUGGUGUGCGAUCGGCCGUGUUCUAUUCGUGUUUGUUGAUCGGCGACGACUGAAACCGCGGUGCAGUUUCUGCUGGUUAAUAUAUCGGGAGAUCGCAGUACUCGCGAGACGUUUUUCAGCGGAUCGUCGACGUGGUUUACAAGAGGAAGUGAUUCAUCUUAGGAGGACUUUGACGAGAAGCGAUUCUCGCUUGGACGUUGUCGUUCGGUGCCCGUUAAAUACAGAGGAGAGGUUAGAAUACUAGACGUUGACUCGACAAUUUUCUGACGGCUACUAGGGAAUUCGACGGCGUCACGUUGCAAGCAGGCAAGCCGAACAGCGAGUUGAACAGCUGAUGCUUCAUCGACACCGGCGAAAUGUCAAAGUCCAAGCAAAUCACUCUGCGUGUGCAGUCUUCAGAGGGAACAAAACGUAUAGAUAUAGAUCCAUCUAGUACAGUUUCCAGAUUGUUUGAAAAUAUUUUCCUGGCAUUCGAAUUAAAAAGUUUUGGCUUCGGACUUUACAGGGAACGAAAUCAUAAAAAUGAAAUUAUAUCUUCUUUAAAUAGAACAGUGUCUGGAAUAGGACUUACCCAUGGAGAAAUGUUAUACAUGGUUCCCUAUAAUGGUACACAGAUAUGGAACAUUCCAUCUACGAGUAGUGCCUGUGAUGAUCCACCUCAAGAAAUAGGACCAAUAGAGGUGACUGCACCUAAAAAUCGAAACAUCAAUGCUUCCAAAUCUGUAACAAAUGUAGUUGAAGAUGAAGUUGAUGAACAACUAUGGAAAGUUGAUGGUAAAAUACAGAGAAAACGGGAUGAAAAGCUAUGCAGACACGGUGGAAAUGGAUGUUGUGUUAAUUGUUCUCCUUUAGAACCUUUUGAUGAGUCUUACCUCAAAGAACAAAAUAUAAAACAUCUGUCUUUCCAUUCAUAUCUCAGAAAACUCACUGCCGGCGUUGAUAGGGGGAAGUUUAUACAAUUAGACGAUAUAAGCUGCCGUGUAAAGACUGGCUGCAAAGACCAUCCUCCUUGGCCACGAGGUAUUUGUAGUAAAUGUCAGCCGAAUUCGAUCACGCUGAACCGUCAAACGUAUCGGCACGUCGACAACGUUAUGUUUGAAAAUCCAACGUUGGUUGAACGCUUUCUCAAUUACUGGCGCGACACCGGUCACCAACGUAUUGGCUAUCUGUAUGGAAGAUACGAACAUCAUACAGAUGUACCAUUAGGAAUUAGGGCCGUUGUAGCGGCCAUUUAUGAGCCACCGCAAGAGAGUGCAGAAGACUCUAUACGACUUUUACCAGACGAAAAGGCGGCGCUGGUGGAUGAGUUGGCUCAAUUACUUAAUUUAAAAAAAGUUGGGUGGAUCUUUACGGAUUUGAUAGCUGACAAUGUCAAGAAAGGAACGGUAAAACACGUUCGAAACGUAGAAAGUCAUUUUUUGUCUGCUCAAGAGUGCAUUAUGGCUGGACACUUCCAAAAUCAGUAUCCGAAUCCUUGUCGUUUCUCACCGAACAAUUAUUUUGGCUCAAAGUUCGUUACCGUUUGCGUUACCGGAGACGAUAAAAAUCAAGUUCACAUGGAAGGUUAUCAAGUGUCGAACCAAUGCAUGGCGUUAGUACGGGAUGGCUGUUUAGUUCCUACGAAAGACGCACCAGAAUUGGGCUAUGUAAUUGAAUCCACUGACAAACAGUAUGUCCCGGAUGUCUUCUACAAGGAGAAAGACUCGUAUGGAAAUGAAGUCUCAAGGCUAGGAAGACCUCUGCCCGUAGAGUAUUUAUUGGUAGACAUACCUGCAUCGACACCACUCACUCCACAAUACACUUUUCAUGUUAAUGACAACAUCACUCCAUUCCCUAUCGAGAAUAGGCUCGUCGAUGGACAAGUUCAAGAUUUCCAUUUACUUGGAUCAUAUAUGCAACAAUUUACUCAAGAUCAAUUUUUAGAAGCAACUUCGGACUUUCACUUGUUACUUUUCCUUGCAACCAUGGACAUAUUCCCGAUAAAGGAUCAUAUGAUGCCACUGUUAGAAGCGAUUCGUGAUAAAGACAGAGAGAAAGCAGUUAAAUGGGCAUGUUCAGACCAUUGGGCAACAGUGAAAGAACUUUUCUCGACUGUGAUGCCGACGGCAAAUCCAACUCAAACACCGUUUAAUAGUAGCUCAAGAAUGUCGUCUUCGUCGUCUGUGGGUACAAGUGGAAUUAGAGAUGGUAUAGAUCCACCUGCAAAUCCAGUUCCAGAUGAAACACUUUGGACUUGUUCUUACUGCACUUAUCUCAAUGAUGUAGAACGUGCAAUGUGCGAAAUGUGUGGUUUGCCAAGGUAUACGUAACAAAUUGUCAAUACGAUAUUGCUUCUGUAUGCAUUUAAGGGUGUUAUCCAUAAGUUGCUACUUUAAUUCUGCAGGAUUUGACGCAUACUCUGUCCUUGCGGAUGUAACAAUUGUUUUCUACGUAUCUUUGGCCUUAUUUAUGAGUGAAUAAAAGAACAAAAAAGUAUUUUUCACUGAAGUGUAUUCUCCAAUUUUCCUCUGUAUUACAAUCCUCUUAUAUGCAAUCAUUUAUGACUCAUGUAGAAAUGCAAAAUAUAACAGUUGAUCAUCCUCAAAAUAAAUUAUAAGAAUAUUGUAAAUUAUAACACCUAUAGAAAUGGUAAUGUCAAUCUUUUAGAAUAAGGUAUUCACUAUAAGAUACUUGUAGCAAUCGAAGAAUCGUAGUUUUUAAGUUAUCAUAAGCCUUAUACUCUGAGAAUAAUAAAUAAAAUGUAAAAAAUGAAA
Molecule: messenger RNA, 3271 nt
Organism: Megalopta genalis
Lineage: Eukaryota; Metazoa; Arthropoda; Insecta; Hymenoptera; Halictidae
Gene: Npl4
Product: nuclear protein localization 4
Biological process (GO): ubiquitin-dependent protein catabolic process
Cellular component (GO): nucleus
Molecular function (GO): ubiquitin binding; ubiquitin protein ligase binding
Source: RefSeq, a predicted model, not a curated record